Colius striatus (speckled mousebird) is the source of this 2721-nucleotide messenger RNA. It is a transcript of the gene APMAP, whose product is annotated as adipocyte plasma membrane associated protein. Lineage: Eukaryota; Metazoa; Chordata; Aves; Coliiformes; Coliidae. Gene Ontology annotation, molecular function: strictosidine synthase activity. The coding region runs from base 24 to 1271 and encodes 415 amino acids. Gene Ontology annotation, biological process: biosynthetic process. The record is from RefSeq and is a predicted model, not a curated record. The transcript has 9 exons.
UGGGUCGCGGCGGUAGCGGCAGCAUGAAUGAGGCGGAGGGACUACGGCAGCGGCGGCCUUUCCGUCCGCAGGUCAUCACUGAGGACACCCCGGCGCAGGAGGCUAAGGAGGGCAGUACUUACAGCGGCAAAGUGUUCCGUGUUACCUUCUUGGCUUUGGCUGCAUCUCUAACGGUGCCCCUGCUUGGAGUAACGGUUCUACUGGAUUGUCCUAUAGACCCUCAGCCUAUAAGUUUGAAGGAACCUCCCCUCCUGGCGGGUGUGCUAGAGCCCAAUACUGAGUUACGGAAAGCCGAGCGCUUAUGGGAAAAUCAGCUGGUGGGACCGGAGUCCAUUGUCAAUAUUGGGGAUGUGCUAUUUACUGGGACAGCUGAUGGGAAGAUUAUCAAAAUUGAAGAUGGGGAAAUACAAACUAUAGCCAGAAUUGGCCAUGGUCCUUGUGGAACUCGUGAAGAUGAGCCAACGUGUGGAAGACCACUUGGCAUCAGAGUGGGGCCAAAUAACACCCUUUUUGUGGCAGAUGCUUAUUACGGGCUCUAUGAAGUUAAUCCUGGUACAGGUGAAACAAAAAUGCUUGUGUCAACCAAGACACUAAUUGAAGGCCAGAAGCUGUCAUUUCUGAAUGAUCUUACGGUGACUCGGGAUGGGAGGAAAAUCUACUUCACUGACUCCAGUAGCAAAUGGCAAAGACGAGACUACUUAUUCUUGAUUAUGGAAGGCACAGAUGAUGGGCGCUUGCUUGAAUAUGACACAGUAACAAAAGAAGUUAAAGUCUUAAUGGUGGGUCUGAGGUUUCCCAAUGGUGUCCAACUCUCUCCCGCGGAAGAUUUUGUUCUGGUGCAAGAGACAACCAUGGCUAGAAUCAGGAGGUACUAUGUGUCUGGGCUAAUGAAAGGUGGAGCAGAUAUGUUUGUUGAGAAUAUGCCUGGUCUUCCAGAUAAUAUCAGAUUAAGCAGCUCUGGAGGAUAUUGGGUAGCUAUGUCAGCUGUCCGUCCCAAUCCUGGAUUUUCUAUGUUGGAUUUCUUGUCUGAAAAACCAUGGAUUAAAAGGAUGAUAUUUAAGUUGCUGAGUCAAGAAACUGUGACGAAGUUUGUGCCCAAAUACAGCCUUGUUGUUGAACUUAGUGAGACGGGAUCCUACAGAAGAAGUUUCCAUGAUCCCAAUGGAGUGACAGCAGCAUAUGUUAGUGAGGCACAUGAGCAUGAUGGAUACCUUUAUCUGGGCUCCUUCCGCUCUCCAUUUAUUUGCAGACUUAAUCUUCAGCAUGUGUAACUGUUCAUCCAUGAUAAAGUGCCACUGUCCUAUAAUAAUUCAGAGGUAUGAAGGAAGCAUGUGCUUGAAGCGGCGUGUGACCAAGGACAAAAAGUGAAAGACUGUUACUGUGCAGUAGCACAGUUCUGUUGCCAUAAGAGUACAUACAGGUCCUGAUGCCUGCCUUCCUCCUUGGUUUGACCGCUCCUGCUUUGGAGUUGGCAUGUACAGUUAUUAAUAUCCAAGGAGUCUGGUGAGGCAUCUUCAUGUUAUUAUGUGUUCCUUAAAGAAAAUCCAUUGCUUUUCCAUGGCCAGCCCUUUUUGGAGUCAUCUUAAACAGGCACCAUCCGUCACUUUUAGUGCAACUGUGUCAUCUAUCACUGGAAGGCUUUGAGAUGUAUGGAAUUGAAUUGUGUAUGAUUUGGAUCGAAGAGGAUGCCUUGCAUGUGUGUCUCUGUUUUAGAACCUCCUGUUAAGGAAUGAUUACAGUGCAUGUUCUAAUGGCAUACCAUGGUACUUCGGUAGAGGCAGCAAGAUCCAGAAUGUACCUAGAAAUCUAGUUAUGCCAUUUGGGUUCUUCAAUUCCAGCCUGUGUAAUCAAAAUCAGCCACAACAGUUAACUGUUAAUCAACAUGCAGAAUCAAAUAUGAUGGUUAUCUGAGGACUCCUGUGUUUCUUCAUAGCAUUAUAGUCAGAUGAUGACUGAAAGUUGCAUUUUCUAUGUUAUUAAAGGCUAGAUGCAGUGGGUUUAAAAAGGAUCUCUUGUAGUAUUUCCUCUGUGUUUACCAGGUUCUGUAAGCCUCCUGUCCAUUAUGCAGGUCGCCAUUCCUGAGAGGUGUAGAAGAGGACCAGCUGUAGGAAUCCUCUUCAGCAUGCUUUUUAUGGAGAGCUGGUAAAGAUUUUGGGGAACAUUGAUGUCUGAAGAGGGACGUGGACUAGAAGGGCCCCUUAAAAUCUAGUAAUAGUGGGUGAGGAAUGCUUUAGUAAAAAAUCUUGGGAUGCAGUAGUAGCUCGUGAGUGCUUUCUGGCACCUCCAGAGGAAAUGGUUUACUUCAUCUAUUAGCAGUUACUCUACUUGGUAAAUCCAGGGAAUGCUUUUCUGUCAGCUAUGACAAAGGAAAGGCUGUGCUGUUACAUUUUAAAUAAAAGGGUUUGCAUCUUGAAGAACUAAAGAAGUUGCUUCAGCAGCUGUGUGAUUUAGUGGAUUGAUUUGUGCUUUGGGAUUGAAGACUGCUGCGCUAUCUUUUUCUGCCACUGGGUGAUAGUCAAACAUAAACUUGUUCUAUUGCUUAACUUCCUCACCUUUGAAAAGGAAAUAAUCAAGAUUUGAUUGAUAUAUAAUGAAAAGCACCAGAGAAGAGGAAGAUGUUAAAAAUGUCAUCCGCUUUUGCUAGCCUUUUGUGUUUCUCCUUAUUAAUGGAGGGAUGUGCAAUUAAAAGUGAUUCUUUUCUCUCAGUGCUUCUGUCUCAUU